Messenger RNA from Danio aesculapii, 1793 nucleotides. It is a transcript of the gene ntf3, whose product is annotated as neurotrophin 3. The coding region runs from base 127 to 897 and encodes 256 amino acids. Gene Ontology annotation, molecular function: nerve growth factor receptor binding; growth factor activity. Gene Ontology annotation, biological process: neuron projection morphogenesis; negative regulation of neuron apoptotic process; memory. The transcript has 2 exons. Lineage: Eukaryota; Metazoa; Chordata; Actinopteri; Cypriniformes; Danionidae. The record is from RefSeq and is a predicted model, not a curated record.
ACUAGUCAGUGUGAGACUCUCAGCACGCACCGCGCGCUUUUCUAUCUGGAAACUUUCAACAAAAGGAUUCGUUAUAAACUCCAUUACCUUCAUGUCGGCACUGCUGAAUAUUUCCUCACCGAUGCUAUGGUUACCUUUAUUACGAUCUUACAGGUGAAUCUAGUGAUGUCCAUCUUGCUGUACGUGAUGUUCCUCGCGUACCUCUAUGGUAUCUCCGCCUCUACGAUGGACAAGCAGCGGCCCACGCAGGAUCCCAUCAACGCGCUCAUCAUAAAGCUCCUGCAGGCCGAUAUCAGCCAUCAGAAGCAGGACGAUGUCGUUCCCUCCUCCACCUUAAAUGUGUCCACAGUGACCGACUACAAGGAGAAAGACAACAAUAUGCCCAUGACGGAUAUUUCAGCGGAGUUAUUGCGUCAGCACAAGCGCUACAACUCUCCACGUGUCCUUUUAAGCGACCGACCUCCAAUGCAGCCGCCGGCUUUCUACCUCAUGGAUAAAUUCAUCAGCGGUCAGGACUCCAACAAGACGCGGCAGAAACGCUUCGCCGAGCACAAGAGUUACAGAGGAGAGUUUUCGGUGUGCGACAGUGAGAGCAAUUGGGUUAUAAACAGGACCUCGGCGGUGGACGUUCACGGAAAUCAUGUCACCAUUUUGGAGUUCGUCAAUAAACAACUCCAAUACAGGCAGUACUUUUACGAGACCAAGUGUAAAACUCCUAAACCCCACAGCAAGAGGCGCUGUUUGGGUAUUGAUGAGAAGCACUGGAAUUCGCAGUGCAAAACCACGCAAUCUUACGUUCGAGCGCUUACUCUGUACAAUUCGAAGGUGACUUGGAAUUGGAUACGAUUAGACACGGCAUGCGUCUGCGCGCUCUCAAGGAAACAUAGAAGGACGUGAAAAAUGGUGGAAAAAUCACUUUCAAUUCUCCAUUGUCUUUCUAGUGUUCCCUGGGGGCUGUACAUAUAUAAAUUAUUAUUUAAGUUAUAUGGAAUGCAUAUAGUUUAUACAUGUCUAUGUAUAAUGUAUAAAGAUACUUGUUAUUUAUUUAAAAGUUAUAAAAAAAGAAAGACCGACUUAUGAGAACAUGCAUUGCCGCUAAGCUAACAGGAGCAUUGCAUGCUGAAUUGUGCCUUGCUCACGUAUCAGAGUCAGAGGACACUCCACUCGACCUGGACCUUGGGAACAGUUGCAAUGGAAAAACACACAGAUCGCUCAAUAUCAUGUUAACUUCAGUAUUGUUCACGAAAACCAGUUUUUCUACUGAAACGGGCUGCCAGUAUAUCCUCUUCGUGUCUGGGAAAACAAAUCACAGUCGGGAUGUUGUAUGAAAAAUAUGUAAGCAUACAUUAUGUGUAUUGAAACUGCAUGAAAUACCUAAGAAAUAUAUCUAUAUUUUUCUAAACAAACUCGUAUUGUAGGUCAUGAAAACAUGAUGGUAGUUAUUUAAGGCUUGUGAGACUGAUGGACAUCAAUCAAAACUUGUCACUAUCCUGUCAGGACCGAAAAGUAAUCCCAAAACUACUUUAUUUACUAUUCCACGAAUUAGUAUUUUAAUUCAAGAUGGCCUUCUGAAAGUAUUUAGGCUAUCAUUUUUUUAUGUAUUCGGGACAAAAACAGCUGAGUAUUUAUUUGUUUGAUCCACUGAUAAAACUACUGCUCAUUAUGGUGCAUCUUAGUAGCCCUUAAAGCUCCUUCCAUUAGCAACACCCUUCAAACAAGCCCCACCCACAUAUAUAUCAGAAACCAACAUGAAUCCCAGAAAUAAGCUCACAAUCCUUCCUGAACCAGUGUUG